AGUCUCUCGGUAGUGCGUCCGAUGACGAUGUCAGCGUGAACAACCUGCUCCGGGAUGGCGCCGACUCCAAGGGAGAUCUUGACGAAGAGGAAGACCGAGCAAGCAAAAAGCAAAAGGCAACAUCAGCGAGAAGAGCGUCCUCCAAGCAGGAAAGAGACAACAACCUGAUUUCCGGCGACAUUAGCGACGAUGGAGGAGAUUUGGUUCCAGCUGCGGGAGCGACCGAACGAGCCCGAAGCAAGAACAGUGCGGCCACCGAGGCAACGGGUAAAACACGUGCUGCUGGCAAGCUAAAGCACGAGGAAGAAGACAGGGUCAGGGAUGGCGACUUGAACGACGUCUCUGCCAAAGAGGAUGCGACCGCGGGGGUUUCGAACAACAAGAAAGCUAGCAAGAGGAGCAGCAACGCAGCACCGCCUGCUUUCUCCUCACAGAAAGCUACAUCCUCUACAAGCGGAAGCAAGGAGGCCGCGGGCCGUAAAAACUACGACGACGAAAUCGCGAGACAGUCCGUUUCGUUCGCCUGGGUUCAGUCCGAACGUGAGCGCACCCCACCGGCUGUUGAGGUCGAUCAAAAGAUGUCCAAUGAGUGGGCAGCGAAGCACCAAGUGGAGGAUCCUCGCACGGGGCGUCUCUUCACCGGGCUUGGUGGUAACAAGAAGGUCGCUGCUCCGUCCGCUGUGGCAGCUCCUGCGCCUGUCACGACCAGUAGUACCGUUGUCGCCGUUGCGGGCCCCGCCAGCGUGGUCCGCCCUGCGCCCGCAACACUGCCUCCUGGCUUCGAAGGUCAGCACAGCAUGGUCGUGGCACCUAGCGCUGUCGUAACCGCGAAGGCUGAAGGAGAGCAGUCCGUGGUUGCGGAUGGCCUCAGCGACAGCGUUUUGCCGCCCAGCGUGACCACUCCGAGAAACGCGGGACGCGCAGGAAGUGCUACUUUGACUCCCAGAGAUGGUAUGAUGGCCGGAGCGAGCAGCACCGUGGUGCCUGUUCCACUGUUGUUGUCGUCCCCCGCGAGCGCGACAAACGGCGACUCCGACGCUGGCGCGACCCCGAGGCAGCAACAGCACAUCAUCAAUGAGGGAAGGAACGUCACGGUCCACGUGAAGGCAACGCAGUACUCGCCCACGGGUGCCGUGCAGCAAAGUACGGAAUCUAUCACGCAAAUGAAGUUUGUCGACGAGGACGUUAUCCAGCACGACGUGUGCGAGAUCGUGAACGAGACCGUGAACGGCAAUUCGACGAUGACGCGCGAAACGUUCACGACCUCUGCUGCGGGUGAACUUCUUUCGCCGAACAACGCUUCAGAAGAAAUUGUUCAGGGAGCGACGAUCGAGGAGAUCCCGGACAACGAAGUAAGCGCGAACAUCAAAGAUCAUGUGGAACAACUACAAAUUCCCAGGUCCACCAGGAGUUCGGACUUGGUGCACCAGUCCAGUGCGACUUCUCUUGCGGCGGAUCGACGACAGACCAGUGCUUCUAGUUCUUCGUGGCUUCCCUCUGAUCAGAAGAUGCUCAGCAUCCCAGAGGACCGAGCGCUGUGGUACGGUCCGGUCAUGCCGGCGCGUGCACGAAAGGAGAAUUGUGGCGACACUUCGCGCGGGAAGCACGCGAACGUGCUGGGUGUAUUCGGUGAUGCGUGGGCCAAGAUGUGCGGCAUCGACCGGCCCGAAGACGUGCCCGACUGCGUGGCGAAUCGCGGAAGCAGGCGCGCGGAAGACUUGCAGGCAGACAGUGGCAGCGCUGGCGCAGGCGACGGCAAAGACAGCGCCAGGUGCCGCGCAAAGUGGGGAGGCAAUGACGACACUGACGCCGCUUCGGCCGCAGCCGACGGAAUCCAACUCAACAACGAAAGCUCCUCCCACAAGUUCGAUAUCGCGCGAGUGCUCAGCCAAGUGCCAGGCUCUUUUUUGACGUUCCAUAAGGACCCUCGACGUGCCGAGGACCUCUCGGAGGCGGCAACUCAGCUUUCGAAUUCCACCGGUGAGAGCAGUUCCUCUUCAACAUCGCUCGCGCCGUCUUCGGGUGAAUCGGAGAACCAGUCUUCCUUACCCUUUCAAGGCACAGGUGGCAAUUCGCAUUCGGCCAUGAAGCAGCGCUGCCGCUGCGGCACCUCCACCACGCGCAAUUUGCGGGGUGGCGCGGAAGGGCCCGCAGUAAAUAAGGCUUUCGAGGAGGCAGUUACUCUUUCUCUUGCAGAUCGUGCUGGUGGCGCUGACCACUGUGACGAAGCAGUGGUGGUGGAUCAGGCAGACGAGCCCGUGAGCAAAGACGAUGGCAAGAAGAAUCAUGUCGCUGCAACGAGCGGGAAGCGCAAAUCCACCACGAGAGACCCUAAGGCUUCAUCUACUCUAGUGCGCGUGAAUAGCAAGGAUCAUAUGGUGGAUCAUGCAACUUCUACUUCUUCGAGUAGAAAGACACCAGCGGACCAAGCUGCCGCGGACACAACCAGCGCCACCGCUCUGUGCAAAAAGGUUACCUCACCGUCCGCUAAGAAGGGUCCUGGAGGCGUCCUGGCAAACGCGGCCACUGCUCCUGCUGCUAUUUCUGCGAGCGUUGGCACUGUUCCAGGGCAGCGGCAGCGCGCGGACACCUGUUCGUGCGGAAGUCGUUUUCUCUUCCUGCCCCCGGCGAUUCGUCGACCGGGGAAGAAGAAUGGGCGUCGCGUACUGCCGCAGACCUUCCUCGCGGAUACUUGGGACCACUUAGUGAACCGGCUGCCAGAUCUCUACGAAGUCGCAAAGCUGUCCUCUCGUGUAGGCGAUUCCGAGAAUGGCGUCGUGCACGCACAAAAGCCGCACACCAAGAGCAAUAAUAUGCCAAGUAAUAUAUGUAGUGCAGACUCCAGCGGCGAUGCGAGGAGUUCGAAGGCCCGUUCGGUGUGCAGCCACCAGCGCACCUUUGUGGAAACCAGUGAGCAAGAGACUGGUGGCGCGCCCAGCAGCGCCGGGAUGAAGGGCGACCGGGAAAGCUCGAGUGUGAGCUCGAACAAGGGCAGUCAGGAGUCGUGGCUUCGCAAAGAGAAGCAGCGACGGGGCUUCGUGACGGAAGGCGAGAAGGACUCCAGCUCGCAAGACCAAGACGUGGAGGACAGCACGAACUCGAACGAGGACACGAACAGCACUUCGGAAGUGGAACUGCUGCACGUCUCGAACUGCCCCUACACGGCGCUCGCAAGCGGCAACGGGAGCUACUGUUCCUCCGCACCGCAGGACCGCAGGUAUGAGCUGGGACAUGUGGAUCUGUUGGAGAGCACCACCACCAACUCACUCUCGGGAGGCUCUUAUCAGCCCGCCACGCGGGGACACGACAAUGGGGAUGUCUCGGAGAACUCGGCGGCAGGACCCUCCUCUUCCAUGCAUGAGAACACUCUCUCCAGCAGCAGCAAAAGCAAUGUUGACGAGGCCGUUGUUCAGCAGGACAAAACCUUUGCGCUCUCUCUUUCCGUCGGAGAGGGGGGCCGCUAUUGUCGGGAAGUGCAGCGCAAAGAGCAGGAAGAGGCUAACGCCGCUAAAAAAGAGGCAAAACUCCACAAAAAGCUUCGGAAGGCUGUGCCCUCGCCACAUUACUAUGAGCCCGAAAAUGCGACCCCCAAGAACAUCCUCGCACGACAAGAGCAGGUACUCACAAAUUAUAAGUAUAUGGUUCCUAGUUUUAGUUUUUCACCUCUGAAGUUCUAAGGUUAUCCCAUGAAACAAUAAGUAUAUAGUAGUUUCUAGUUAUUUUGCGUGUCGUGGUAGUGAAGUGACUGGUUGUGCUGAAUUCUCAAUUUGAAUAUUUAGUUAUUUGGGAAGUAGAGUUUUUACCUACACGGUAGUCUGGUGUUCCUUUCUAACAUCGAUGAAUUCGUGAUGUUUUUACCCAAUAAUUGCGGACUAUGACGAGGAGCACAUGAGUAAAUUAGUGACCGCCCGCCCCUGCUUCUUAUAUAGAUAUAUUAAUUUUUGUGCAUUUCAGGCUGGCGCUGUGUGACUUCGUAGACUACGUCCAUUAGGAGACACGAAGCUCGCGAGACGAAUUGAAAAAAAUAAUAAUACACAGUCCUCUAUUUUUCACUGAGUAUUUUUUUAUUUCGUCUUGCUUCAGGCGAAGAGCGGCAUCAACGAGAAAGGAGAUGACGGAUGCGACAAGAAGACGGAUCAGACAAGUUUUGAGGGUAUGUUUCAGCCCUUCGGAUGCUGCGUUGUGCGGCUACCAGCGCGAGACAUGCGACCAACGGCGCAGAUGAUCUCCGUGGCACACCUGCUGACCUCUCGCUGUCGGAAGAACAGGAAGCGCCUGCAUCCGGUGCUAACCUUAGCUCGCAUCGACAGACUCUACACACCCAGUUUGGGGUACUGA
Amoebophrya sp. A25 is the source of this 4338-nucleotide messenger RNA. Lineage: Eukaryota; Dinophyceae; Syndiniales; Amoebophryaceae. The record is from the annotation of a GenBank genome assembly.